CGGCUGAGGGAAGGAGAAAAAAAAAGGAGGAGGGAGCAGAGGAGGGAAAGAAAACCUGUCUCUUUGUGUGGGAAGGACUCAGCAGGAAAGUGAUUUUGUGAUUAUUUCAGUCUGCCAGCAAUAGUGAGGCUCUCUCGGCCCCUUCCUGCCCGCCUCCCGCACCCUACCUGACCUGCAACGCCUCGUUCUAUGUGCCUCUGCUGCCCCGGCCACAUGCGAGUGUGCUCCUCGGGGCCGGCGAAACAGCGACACCCGGGCUCCUGACGAUGAGAGCCGACGUCAGACCGGUCCCCAUGAAUAUUGAUGUGGAGGAUAGUCUGUUUCAUAGAAGAACAGAAGGAGGCAAGAUGGCUGCCCUUUAGGAUUUGUUAAAGAGGAGAUCCAGACGGUUUGUUGGAAUUUCUACAAAGUGGAGGGACGUACGAAAAAAAGAAAAGGAGGACGGACAAAGGGCAGCCCUGUGGAUGGACUCUGAGCAGGCCAGAUGGAAACAGAACAAGCCAGACAUGAGGCGGAAGAAAAUCUGAUAUUAGCACAAUUUGGCACAUCUCGUAACGUCUCUAGCAAACUUCAGAAUGGCGGCCAGUCAUCGGAGGGAGAUUCUCAGCAGAUCACUGGGGAUGCGAGCUGGAACCAUUACAAGGCUAACUCCAUGAAGAGGCACAGGGAGAACUGCGACAGUCCCGUCUCGGCCCAGGGCCUGUUUGAUCAGGCGUCCCACGCCAUGAACGGAGAACUGAUGAACGGAGAGUUAAAGCAUGCACUCGCGGAGCAGUCCCUGCUGGCCCACCAGCCCAAGAAACUCAAAGUAGAACCUGAGAUUAAAAGAAAUGACAACAUGAGCUCUAAUCUGGUGGAUAGCUUCUCCGAGCUGACUAAAGCAACCGAGUUUGAAAGCAACACCUCGCAGUCACAGCUCAAAUUAGACAAGAGGAAUUGUAAUUUUCCUAAUGGUGAUUUUUUCGGUCAUCCCAGGAAUAAACAUGUCUCGAUUCCGAACGGUGCUUUAUCACCCCCCUCAACAAUUGAAAUCACUCCAGGUGAUCUCUUAGAGAAAACCUUAUCUCAGUAUUAUCCUGAGCACGUGUCAAUCGCACCACAAGCAUCUGGGUCACAGCUAGACGCUGUCAACGGUUCAUUGGCAAAUAAGCUGCCAAGUGAAGGUGCUCAAUCGUCAUCUCUAACCUCAGGGUUCCCCAAUUCAGCUCAGAGGCCUGACCAACAGCAACAGCAGCCCGGGGCAUCGGGCAGUGUUGAAGGAGGCAACAAUUAUAACUAUGUGGUGAAUGGAUUCUCCCACAACUUUGACACAGACCACCAGCAGCAGCAACAACAGCAUCAGCAGCGGCCACCAUCUUACUCUGGUCAAGAGCUGUCCCUGGGUCAGCACCCUGGCAUGAUCCCGCCAUCCAACACUGCCAAUAACACACAACAACAUCAAAAUGGCCCACGGUGCUAUCCAGAGGACACAAAUCCUCAGGGUAUAUACGAGAAGGUCAACCAGGAGUUUAACCAGAACUCGUUCCUGGAUCGCGAUGCUCCUGGACAGGCAGCGGAGACAGGCGGAUAUGAAUCCUUCCCCAACUCUGGGUUGCAGAAGAUGGGGCACAGUGAUGAACCCAGGUCUGGCCAGCAUCAGCGCAUUAGCACUGACAGGGGCCAGUAUGGGAUCCAACCCCAGACCUUCAAACACAGUGCUGGGAGCUCACAUAGAGCCGACACCACGGGACCCAUGGGACCCGGUCUCCAGCAGCCAAGUCAAAAAAACGGGAUGGAGAACACGCCUCAGCAGAGAGCCAACUUAUCGUGUUCAACUCCCCAUCAGAGAGGCUGGCCAGAGCUGAACUCCUCACAUUCCCAGCAGCAACUAGCAAGCGGCCAGUCGUCCCAGGCACAAGAGCCGGCGAUGUGGAGGGGCUUCCCUGGUAAGUCUCAGUCCGAGCAGCAGCAGACAGCUAACCCACAGGUUCACAGCCACAUGUUGGAGCCAAACCCAGGGCAAAGGUUCCAGACACAGGCAGGUUUCCCAGAUAGCAGCCAGAGCUCCAACAGCUUCCAACAGCAACAGCAGGACCAUCUCCCGGCCCAAACACACUGUGCUCCAGCCCAGCGCAACACUGCCUCUGAGUGGCAGCAAUCAAAUACGAAAGUACCUCAAUUGCAGCAGCCUCCACCCCAGAAAAUGCCUGAGCAGCGUAAUUUCCACCCAGAUCAGCAGGUAGACGGCCGCUACCACACCCAGAUGCAGUCAGAGCACUUGAGCGAAGACCCUGACCUGCAGGAUAUACUGUCACCUGGGUUUUUACCCACGCAACAACAACAGCAGCACUGUCAUCUUCCACGUCCCCUGUCCCACCCACCACAGUUUGAAGGGCAGCAACUCAAGUCCCCCGAUUACAGACCUCGCAGUCAGCCUCAGCCAGGUCAGCAUCAGCACCAACCCAACCAGCCUCUCAGAAACAACUCCGCUCAAUCCAACGACCAACGAGUCCAGCCCGGCAACCAUGAGACAUUCAGUUACGACAACACAACAGACAUGCAACGGCUCCAACAACAUCAGCGGCAGUUUCCACCAGACUCGGGCGACAGUGGCCUCAAGCAAUUUCACCCGCAGCAGCCCAACAACCCCUGCCGCCAGCCCGGCCGCGCGGACCUCUCCCAGAGCCCGACGCAGUUGCAACCUCACUCGCGAGGAGGCCCGCUGAAUCAACAGGUAUCCGCGCAGAUGUAUCCCAAAGCCGAGCAGCAACUGAAGCUAUCGUGCGGUCAGUUCCAAGGGGGACCUCGACUACCUCUGGCACCCGCGGGUCCCCAUGGAGACUUUCAGAGGCACGCGGCCCUGCGUAUGCACCUGUUACAAAGGCAGGAGCGCCAGGGCCCUCCCCCCCACCUUCAGAGCACUAUUGACCCCAAACACGGCCUGAGAGCAGUGAAAAUGGAAGACGACUCCCGGUUCGAGUUGCCGUGCUCACAGCAGCAGGGGCAGCAGUUGCAGAUGCGAGAGACGGGAAUAGGCGGCGUGCAAAUCAAGCAGGAGAAUCCCCCGUCCCUGUGCGAGCAAGGCAAGAGGCCGGGAAACAUCUUGGCCUCCAUGGAGCAGAGCCUGAGGCAGUACCAGCUGUCACCGGUGUUUGAGAAGAAAUCCCUCGUCGUCAAUUCGGCAAAUAAAGUCAAGGUGGAAUCUUCGGGACCCGUCACGAUCCUCUCAACCAACGCUGACUUGUGUGGCGCUGAAUCGGCAGCAGCUGCCCCAGCCGCCAUGAGUCUAAAAAGACCAUACGAUUCCACCCCUAAGAAGGAACAUCUCCUGCAGAACUUCAUGGACUCUCCUAUGAAGCUGUUGGAUACCCCUAUUAGGAACCUCCUGGACACCCCCAUUAAAACACAAUAUGACAUUGCGUCCUGUCACUGUGUUGAACAAAUCAGUGAGAAGGAUGAAGGACCAUACUACACGCACUUGGGGUCCGCGCCGACUGUUGCCGGUAUUCGCGAGGGGAUGGAGAAAAGGUCUGGUCUAACUGGUUCCGCCAUCAGGAUUGAGAAAAUAGUGUACACCGGCAAGGAAGGAAAAAGUACACAAGGGUGCCCUAUAGCCAAAUGGGUUAUUCGUCGGUCCAGUGAGGAGGAAAAGCUACUGGUGCUGGUGCGGGAACGCAAUGGUCACAAAUGCGAGACGGCCUGCAUCGUUGUAGUGAUCCUGGUCUGGGAGGGCAUCCUGCCGAGCCUGGCCGACCGCCUCUACCUCGAGCUAAGCGAAACUCUAACAAAGCACGGAGCCCACACCCAGAGACGAUGCUCCAUCAAUGAAGAGAGGACCUGUGUAUGCCAGGGGUUGAAUCCGGAUGCCUGUGGGGCAUCUUUCUCCUUCGGCUGCUCUUGGAGCAUGUACUACAAUGGCUGCAAGUUUGCCCGCAGCAAAAUCCCAAGAAAAUUCAAGCUACUGGGAGAUGAUAUGAAAGAAGAAGAGAAACUGGAGCACAACUUCCAAAAUCUAGCAACCAUAUUGGGUCCCUUGUAUAAAACUUUGGCACCUGACGCUUAUGGAAACCAGGUGGAACAUGAACAAAGGGCACCAGAUUGUCGUCUGGGGCUGAAGGAGGGCUGUCCCUUCUCUGGGGUCACUGCCUGUCUGGACUUCUGUGCCCAUGCUCACAGAGACCUCCACAACAUGCAGGGUGGCAGCACUGUGGUGUGUACGUUAACAAGUGAGGAUAACCGAGUCAUUGGAAAGAUCCCGGAGGAUGAGCAGCUUCACGUGCUGCCCCUGUACAAGGCUUCAAACACUGAUGAAUUUGGCAGUGAGGAGGGUCAGCAGGAGAAAAUCAAGUCAGGCGCCAUCCAGGUCCUCAGUGCCUUCCGCCGUCAGGUGCGCAUGCUUUCAGAGCCCGCCAAGUCUUGCCGGCAAAAAAAGCUGGACGCCAAGAAGGCCGCCGCCAACAAGAUCGCGAUGCUGGACAACGAAAAGGCAGAGAAGGCCCUGCUGGCCAAGUCCAAAGCCGUUACUUACGAGAACCCCGCUCAGGGCCCUCCUAUGGCAGGACCUAUUCAAGGUGCUAUAGGAUCAAUCCUACAGUCAGGUCAGCCGGCGCACCCCUUAGGGGCCCAUCAUCAGCAACAACAGCACCAGAGCGCACUGCCCCCUUAUCCUGGCUCAACGAAUGUAGCCAGCUACCCCAGGUUCCCCAACCACCCGGGCUCUUUUCCAAGCACUUCCAAGCCCGGCACCAUGUAUCCCCCUCAGCCACCGACACCAGCCAGCCCUUACACCUCCCCUCUCCACGCACCAAACUCUUACAUCAAUGGAACAAAUCGUCCAUAUCCAGGUUACCAGUGUAACGGAGGAAUGCCCCUCGACAACUGCCACCCAUACUAUGCUUCAAACCCAAAGCACCUGGAUCUGUACCGGCAGCAGCGGCCAGCACUUUACUCGGAGCAGCAGUACGGUGCGCACCAGCGCUACGAGGUCAAUUAUCCGCCGAGGUAUGCCGAGCCGGGUUUGCAGGUGAAUGGAUACAACGCCUGCAGCAUGAGGCCCGGUCACCCCGCGAGACCUUACGGACCGUAUGGUCCCAACGGAGCCUCGGACCCCCAGUUCAUGGACCCCCUCUCGAGAGCACCCUCGGCUCACGGAGGCCUUGACUACGCGGCGGCCGUGAGCAAAGGUAAUCAGUUCGGAGGUUAUCCAAAUCCUUACUUAUCUCGGAGCCCUCAGAUCUUCGCCCCGGGCCAAGAUCCUUUCCAUAUGCAAAUCAAGACGGAGGCGGGCACGCCUCGCCCGCAGGUGCUUUCUGCUCCGUUAGGCGGCGGGUGCUAUAACCCUGAAGCACAGUCGGGGUUAGGUCCGCCUAAUGGGGGCCUCGUGGGUAUCAAGCAGGAGCCUGGAACACCGCAGACCCCCACGACCCCUCAAAAGCCCGAGGUGUGGUCGGACAACGAGCACAACUUCCUGGACCCGGAGAUUGGCGGCGUGGCGGUGGCGCCGAGCCACGGCUCGGUCCUCAUCGAGUGCGCGAAGCGAGAGCUGCACGCCACGACGCCCGUGAAGAACCCCGACCGCACGCACCCUACGCGCAUCUCCUUGGUCUUCUACCAGCACAAAAACAUGAACGAGGCCAAGCACGGCUUGGCCCUGUGGGAAGCCAAGAUGGCAGAGAAGGCCCGAGAGAAGGAGGAAGACGCCGAGAGGAACGGCGGCGAGGGGACGCCGAGCAAAGGCAAGAAGGGGGCGAAGCGGGAGCACAUAGAGACAGAGUCCACCGGGGAGCCGCCUUACAAGCGCUUCAUCCAGGCGCUGAUGGAGGGGUCCUCGUCGUGCACGACAAACAGCCACGUCAACACGACUCCGUACGCCUUCACCAAGGUCACUGGGCCGUACAGUCAGUUCGCGUGAGAAGAAGCAUUCGUGAAGAAGUGAAAUGUGCGAAAAGGUGCUUUAUUCAUGACAAGGACUGCGAGCACCACUGGCCUCCUCUAAGCACUCCUGCCUGUCCGCGCCGGUUAGCAUCCGCCGAGAUUCAAAUCACCGGUUCCCAUCAGGUCCUUUCACCUCUUUAAACAAUCAAGCUUUACUCGUUGCCCUGCAAAGGAUGUAUUUAUUUCUGUUUUUGCAACUUUUUGCAAGAAACACACUGUCAACAUCUCUGGUGCUUUCAGUCAGAAACGCGAGGACCUAUUUGUAAUGGAAACUAAUUUUCGUUUUUGCGGGCUUUAUUUUUCUUACAGAAUUGUACUCUUGGCAUAAAACACUGACUUUGUAAGUGACAACAUUCACGGUGCUAAAGUGUAUGCUUGUUACAAUUUAUUUAAAUUCAAAUGCCUUCACACUAUGACCAUAACUCACUCUACGAGUGACACCCAAUGAACAGGGCACUGAAAAUAGCAUCACGCGAUCAAAUGAUCAGCAUCGUCAUGUUUUACGGCAAGUCAGUGCUUCUUAGGGCACUUUUUGAUAAUGCGAGUUAAAUGUUUUGGUAAUCAUGAAAUCUGGUUAUACUUACUACAUCGAAAGUAAUCAAUUUCUCAGCAUCACUGAACUUAAAUUGAUCAAUUUAUAACUGUGGAUAGUUUGAGAAAUCCAUGAAAGAUGCAAAAAGAUGUUUUUAAUCUCCCUUUGUGUUGGUGCUUCUCUAGA
Gasterosteus aculeatus aculeatus (three-spined stickleback) is the source of this 6631-nucleotide messenger RNA. It is a transcript of the gene tet2, whose product is annotated as tet methylcytosine dioxygenase 2. The record is from RefSeq and is a predicted model, not a curated record. Gene Ontology annotation, cellular component: nucleus. Lineage: Eukaryota; Metazoa; Chordata; Actinopteri; Perciformes; Gasterosteidae. Gene Ontology annotation, molecular function: DNA 5-methylcytosine dioxygenase activity. Gene Ontology annotation, biological process: myeloid cell differentiation; positive regulation of transcription by RNA polymerase II; chromosomal 5-methylcytosine DNA demethylation, oxidation pathway.